Thalassophryne amazonica is the source of this 3845-nucleotide messenger RNA. It is a transcript of the gene cdk19, whose product is annotated as cyclin-dependent kinase 19. Gene Ontology annotation, biological process: protein phosphorylation. Bases 136 to 1617 code for a protein of 493 amino acids. The record is from RefSeq and is a predicted model, not a curated record. Gene Ontology annotation, molecular function: ATP binding; RNA polymerase II CTD heptapeptide repeat kinase activity; cyclin-dependent protein serine/threonine kinase activity. The transcript is spliced from 13 exons. Lineage: Eukaryota; Metazoa; Chordata; Actinopteri; Batrachoidiformes; Batrachoididae. Gene Ontology annotation, cellular component: nucleus; cytosol; mediator complex.
GAACAUUAAGCGGAGCAGACCAAAAUCCCAAACAAGGAAAUGGUGGGGGAAUAAAAACGACCAGAUUAUUUAAUUAAUGCAUGUAAUAAUUAAUAUUUCAUUUGACUGUAAAUUAAGACGUAUAUAUGGGUUAGAAUGGAUUACGACUUCAAAACAAAGCUGGCGGCGGAGAGAGAGAGAGUGGAAGAUCUGUUCGAAUAUGAAGGUUGCAAAGUGGGUCGAGGCACCUACGGGCACGUUUAUAAAGCCAAACGCAAAGAUGGGAAAGAUGAGAAGGAGUACGCACUAAAACAAAUAGAAGGCACUGGAAUAUCGAUGUCUGCCUGCAGGGAAAUUGCUCUGCUGCGAGAACUGAAACACCCGAAUGUCAUCGCCCUGCAGAAAGUCUUCCUGUCUCACAGCGACAGAAAGGUCUGGCUGCUGUUCGACUACGCUGAGCACGACCUUUGGCACAUCAUCAAGUUCCAUCGAGCCUCCAAGGCCAACAAGAAGCCCAUGCAGCUGCCUCGAGGGAUGGUGAAGUCGCUGCUGUAUCAGAUUCUGGACGGGAUCCAUUACCUCCAUGCCAACUGGGUGCUCCACAGGGAUCUGAAACCAGCGAACAUCCUGGUGAUGGGGGAGGGUCCAGAGCGAGGAAGAGUUAAAAUAGCCGACAUGGGCUUUGCCAGACUCUUCAACUCUCCCCUGAAGCCAUUGGCAGACCUGGACCCUGUGGUAGUGACGUUCUGGUACCGGGCCCCUGAGCUGCUGCUGGGGGCUCGACACUACACCAAAGCUAUUGAUAUUUGGGCCAUUGGCUGCAUCUUCGCCGAGCUGCUAACAUCGGAGCCGAUCUUUCACUGUCGCCAGGAAGACAUCAAGACCAGUAACCCGUUUCAUCACGACCAGCUGGACCGGAUAUUCAGCGUCAUGGGUUUCCCUGCAGAUAAGGACUGGGAAGACAUUAGGAAGAUGCCGGAGUACCCAACACUGCAGAAAGACUUCAGGAGGACAACGUAUGCAAACAGCAGUUUAAUCAAAUACAUGGAGAAGCACAAAGUGAAACCAGACAGUAAGGUUUUCCUGUUGCUCCAGAAGCUCCUGACUAUGGAUCCCACCAAGAGGAUCACGUCGGAACAGGCGCUACAGGACCCGUAUUUUCUGGAAGACCCAUUACCGACCACUGAUGUGUUUGCUGGGUGUCAGAUCCCGUACCCAAAACGCGAGUUUCUUAACGAAGAUGAGCCUGAAGAAAAAACAGAAAAGAACCAGACCCAGCAGCACCAGCAGACGACGGGCCAGACUCAGGCCCAGAACCAGCAGCAGACAGCGGCCCAGCAGGCGGCGUCCCAGCAAAGCUCAGCACAGACCAACGGCACCACCGGAGCCACGGGAACUGCCACCGGAGUGGGUUUACAACACGGCCAGGACCAGGGCCCACCCAACAAGAAACCUCGCAUUGGACCGUCUGGAACCUCCUCAGGCACCGGGGUGCUUCAGUCCGAGUAUCAGCACUCCAGCUCCCGCCUUGGUUACCAAAGCAACGUCCAAGGCUCCACCCAGCCCCAGAGCACCAUGGGAUACUCGUCAUCCUCCCAGCAGAGCUCCCAGUACCAGCACCAGACCCACCGGUACUGAGGCCCCCGAUGGCUCCGCACCUCCUGCUUCUCCCCUGAGCUGAGGAGCCACUCCCACUUCACAGUCGGCCAUCAUUCCAGCUCAGCCAGCCACCUCCUGUGACCUUUGACCUUGUCCGUGAAGGAAAACACAGGAACCAAAUAAUGACAAGAAAUCACGUUUAGGUUAAAAGGUCGAAUCGUCACGCCUGAAAACUGCACUUAUAAAAAUACCAGAAGAAGAACCGCAGCUGCGUUUGUAGAUGUACAUUAUGGAUAAAUCGCCUUUUCUAUCUGAUUGUUUUCUCGUUGAUGUCAUUGUAAAUAAUGUUACAUAAGGAGGUGAGAGAAGCCCUUUACUCCAGACGCCCAGAACGCGUUUCUGCUCCCGGAUUCAUGUCACUCCUCCAGCUGAAGCGUUUGCAGGGAAAUAUUCGCCGUGCAGCGAACCUCAUCACCACCUUCCUCCUCUCACAACUCUCAGCGCAGACUUGGAUGUGCGGACAAAGUCUUUUACGGUCAAACUCCCAUCUGUCAGCAGUUCCUCCAUCACGGAAAGGAGACGUUUGGCAGCAGAACUUCGUCUGGCGCCACCUUCUGGGAGCUUUGGUUCGAGACCCAUCAUCUUCUGGAUCAUCAAGACUUUCAAGGUUACUGAACACAGUUGUAUAGAGCAGCUAGCGGGGCAGCAGCUAGCGGGGCAGCAGCUAGCCGGGGCAGCAGCUAGCCGGGGCAGCAGCUAGCCGGGGCAGCAGCUAGCGGGGCAGCAGCUAGCGGGGCAGCAGCUAGCGGGGCAGCAGCUAGCGCGUGUCUCCGGACUGUUUGUACCUGAUGUCAGGUUUUUUUAAAAGUGUUUUUUCUUUUGUCGCUGCCUUGUGUGUGUACAGAAUUAUUUUUAAAGCAUGUUUGUCCUUUUGGACCUGCACUGACCGCCGAACUGACCUGCAAGGCACCAGAUCCAACACAAGGUGCGUUUUUUGGCCCGGCACGCGUCCCGCCCCGCCCCAUCUCGCCCUUCCGGCCACAUGCACUGAGUGGAAACGCAGACACAAAUCACUUUAAGUGAAACUGGUUCUUAGUCUUAAACUGUCGUAACGGCGUACAGAUGGGGCGGUGGGCGUGGCUUUCCCUCAGUAUUACUCCCACAGAACAAGUUUGUCUUCUUUUUUUUUAAAUAGUUUUCACAUGUUAGCGUUUUCUGUGUUUGGUUUCUUUAUGAAUGAGUGAGUGAUGAUGCUUAAAGCUGACAGACGACCCUCCUCUUGGAGGAAAUCUUCAGACAAACCUUGUACCUCCCUCCAUUCCACGCAGCAGCAGGCUCCGUCCACGCUGGGCCUGCUCAGUCACGUGACAGGAUACAUUGCAGAACAUGUCCAACGUCUUCAGGAAGACAAAAACUAAAACCAAAGGUUCAUGCUGUGCUGCAGCCUGUAGUGAUGUUGGGAAACACUGACAUCUAGUGGCUGCAAAGAGAACUGAACCUUCUGUUACUGCAGCAUUUCAAACUAUUUUCACUAAAACAUGGAAAAUAAGAGUCGGUCCAUUUUACAUGAGCUGACCGUUUGCAGCCAGUGUGACGCUUCGGGUCAAAUCUACAGGAAUUCUGACGUUUAAACGUCUUUGAAAGCAAAAAUCUUUGUGCAUUUGAUGUUUGAUGAACUUUGCAGAAUCCUGAAUUCAAAAACAUUUGAACAAAUUUGCAGCUUCUUUGUAAAAGAACAUUGUUUAUAAGCUCUUGUAUAUUUGACACCACUUAACGUAUGGUUGUUUGAAAUUUUUAUUUGGUUCUUCUGGGCCCAGGUUCCAGGGGAAACCAGCCUGAUCCCAACAGUCCGACAGGGAUCAGAACCAGCAGCUUUUCUGAACUUUUUCUCCUCCUUCAGUGCGUUUCAGGUCAGACUGAGUAGCAUCGAAGACACUUUGGUGUAAAUUUCUCUCCACACAAGAAGCGAGGUUUCAAAGUAUUAUUCAGCACCGGAUUCUGGACGAGCCGAGCAGAAUUCCUGUCAAAACGAGUCCUAUGCAAAAGUCCCAGACUAAGGUUUUGUGGUUCAGUGUGUCAACUUUCUUUGACGUGUCUUCAUUCCUUAUGGAAGCUUCAGUACAGUCGUCCUUUUUCCUGCUGCUUUCUAAUAAUCUGUAAAUAAAUUAUUGUAAAGAAAUGCUUCUAUAUGAUAGUAAACAAUCAUAUUUAUUGUUUCCAUCUGUAACGAACAGUCAUUUUUUAAACUUUCCUCUGCCUUAAAUGUC